CAAAACAAAGGGAGCCAAAUACUAAACUGUAAUCAACCGUUCUCCCCUUUCUCACUCUCUCCUCAGGCGGUUUUCUCCAAGCAGUCUCAGCUCUCGCUCUCUAUCUUCAUCUUCCUCCUCCUCCUCCUUCAACUGCCAUUUUGAUCACCAAUCUGUUCGGAACGUUUGUCGCGCCGCAGAUCCGACGGUCGCCGCUCCAUGUUCGUCAAAAAGCUUGUCGAGAAGGCUUCGAAGAAGCACGGGGGUAUUGUAGAUGGUUUAAAAUCCGAAGACAUAGACCCACGUCUGGUUUUCCAUUAUGGCGUCCCGUCAGGAUCCGUCAUUUUGGCUUAUGACUCCAUUCAGCAGAUUCUUGCCAUUUCCACGAAGGAUGGCCGAAUCAAACUUUAUGGAAAAGGUAAUACGCAAGCUAUAUUGGAAUCGCCCGAGACUAUAGCAAGCAAGUUUUUGGAGUUUUUUGAGAACCAAGGCAUCCUUCUAAAUGUGAACGCAAAUAACCAAAUUGAGGUCUGGGACCUGGAGAGGAACUUUUUAUCUCACGUGCAUGAUUUUAAAGAUGAUAUCACCUCUUUCACUGUCAUGCAACAGAGCCUCUACAUGUUUGUUGGAGAUUCUGUUGGCAAUGUGUCAGUUCUGAAACUUGAUCAAGAACCAUGCAAUAUAAUACAAAUGAAAUACAGAAUCCCUCUUUUUGCUUCUCAUGGAAAUACAUCUGAAGUUGCUGGUGAUACCUAUGUGGUGCAUAUUCUGCUGCAGCCGACAGCUGAAAGUAAGAGGGUUCUAAUAAUUUACAGAGAUGGCUUCAUUACCUUAUGGGCAAUUCAGGAAAGCAAAGCCAUUUUUACAACUGGUGGGAUCAUGUUACCAGCAGUGUCUCAUGAGACAAAGAAAGUGACAGCUGCAUGUUGGGCAUGCCCAUAUGGGAGCAAGGUGGCUGUUGGAUACAGCAACGGAGAGAUUUGCAUCUGGAAUGUGCCUUCUCCCUUAGCUUCAAAAACUGAACCGGCACCAGACAAGGACUCCGUUCUUACUCAAAGUGCUCCCAUUUGUAAACUGAAUAUUGGAUAUAAAUUAGACAAAAUCCCUAUAGCAUCUCUCAAGUGGGCUUAUGCAGAUGGAAAAGCUAGCCGAUUAUAUGUUAUGGGUGCAUCAGAUAAUUUAUCAGCUAACUUGGUGCAGGUAGUUCUAUUAAAUGAGCUUGCAGAAACUCGCACAAUCAAAUUGGGCCUUCAUUUGUCAGAGCCCUGUGUUCAUAUGGAGAUCAUUUCCAGUUCCAAUGAAGACAGCAAGCAUAAACAAGAUGCUUUCCUUCUGAUUGGGAAGUCAAGCCAUAUUUAUUCGUAUGAUGAUCAUGCAAUUGAAAAAUACUUAUUACAAUGCCAAUCUAGGUCCCCACCAUCACUCCCAAUGGAGAUAAUGGUAAAGCUUCCAUUUUCAGAUUCAAGCAUCACUGUGGCAAAAUUCAUAACAGAUAAUCCUUACUUUUCGGGAGAACAGGGCAAUAUUAUGAUGGAAAACCUUAUUCCACCACUAUUUCCAUUUGACACAAGGCAGAAAGAUUUAACUCAGUCAAUGAACUUUAGUAGAUUUUCGAAGAGCAAGAACUUGUAUAUAACAGGACAUAUGAAUGGGGCCAUAAACUUCUGGGAUGCAUCAUGUCCUGUUAUGGUCCCUGUUGCAUCUAUAGUUCAACAGAGCGAGGAUGAUUUCUCUUUAAGCGGAGUAGCACUCACAGCAUUGUAUUUUGAUGGAAGUUCAAGGCUCCUUAUUACUGGGGACCAAAGCGGGAUGAUUCGCCUUUUUAACCUUAAACCAGAGCCAUUCAUCUCAGGAAGCAGUUUUUUGCCUCUACAAGGAAGUUCAAAGAAAAGAAGCAAUCACAUUGUCCAGAGUCUUAAACUUGUGAAGGUUAAUGGAUCUGUACUUUCUGUAGACAUAAACUGCAGCUCAGGACAUCUCGCUGUUGGGUCUGAUCAAGGAUAUGUCUCAUUGAUUGAUAUGGAGGGCCCGACUCUACUAUAUCAGAGACACAUUACAAGUGAGCUGUGCACAGGAAUCAUCUCUCUGCAGUUUGAAACCUGCAAUUUCCAUGGUUUUGAGAAGAAUGUGCUAGUUGUGGCCACAAAGGAUUCGUCAGUUUUUGCUCUUGAGAGAGAUACUGGAAAUACUCUUGGCUCUGGCUUGAUCCGUCCUAAGAAACCUUCAAGAGCUUUUCUCAUGCAAAUUUUGGAUGGACAGGAUACUGCAGUUAGAGAAUCUAAUAAAUUGGAGGGUAUAGACCCGAGUAAGAGGAACUCUACUGAUGAUGCAACACCAAAGCGAUUAUCAUUAUUACUAUGUGCUGAGAAAGCUGCUUAUGUCUAUUCCUUGGUCCAUGUAGUCCAGGGUAUAAAGAAGGUUCUUUACAAAAAGAAAUUUAAUAAUUCUUGUUGCUGGGCAUCGACAUUUUACACAACUGAUGCUGCAGGUCUUGUGCUUCUCUUUGCUGAUGGAAAAAUUGAAAUAAGGUCCCUACCAGAAUUGUCCCUAUUGAAGGAAACUUCAAUUACAGGUCUCACAUUGUCAAGUCAAAAGCUGAAUUCAGUCGCUGAUAGUUCAGUGUGCUCUUCAUGGGAUGGAGAACUUAUCAUAGUGAACAGAGAUCAGGAAAUGUUUGUUGUCUCAGUUUUGCUCAGAAAAGAUUUAUAUGGGCAUUUGGACUCUGUUUCCCAAGUUUAUAACAAAGAUCUUAUAGUUGCACAAGGAGUUUGCUCAGAACCUGCCACGCAUAAAGAGAAAAAAAAGGGACUAUUUAGCUCUGUUAUCAAAGAUAUGACUCGAAGUAAAUCGAAGCAUAUGCCUGGCGAAGAAGUUGAAGGUGCAAGAGAAAGUAUGGAAGGACUCUCAACAAUCUUUUCCGUUGACAAUUUUCCACCUGAGACUGGAAAUAUUCCAAAUCCAGCCGCGGAUGAAAGUGAAGUUCUUUUGGAUAUAGAUGACAUUGACCUCGAAGAUCCAAGAGAAAAACCAAAAGGAAAUCCUAUGACUGCAGCACUCAAUAAACAGAAAUUAGCAAGCAAAUUCCAGGCAUUUAAAGGCAAACUGAAAGAAAUAAAGGUCAAAAAUGAGAAAUCACCAGCAAAAGAAGAACCACAACACGAGAAGGCCAGUUCAGUUGAUCAAAUUAAGAAAAAAUAUGGAUUCUCCACAUCUGGUGAUUCAAGUGUUGCUAAAAUGGCAGAAAGCAAAUUAAGUGAAAAUCUCAGGAAGUUGCAGGGCAUCAGCCUUAGAACUACACAGAUGGAGGAUACAGCUCGAUCAUUUUCUUCCAUGGCAAAAGAGGUUCUGCGAAUAGCUGAAAAUGAUAAACGAAGCUCAUGAUCUCUUAUGAGAUGAAAACAGACAUUUAAUUAUCAUUAUAUCUCUUCUUUUGGUGACAAUUUUCUGUCCAUCUCUCUCAUAUAUCUAUAUAUGUAUAAGGGCGAAAAAGGAAGGGACCUCUUUGGAAUGUUGUAUAUAAGUGGUGGUGGUUCUUAAAUCUGUUCUCUUUUGGUGACAUGUUGCAGGCAAAAACAUAGUAUCAGCUGCAGUCUAUAUGAGUAUAUACGUGGAUUGGUCCAAAAUGUAAUGCAAACCAGUUCUUUAAACUUUAUUGAAUUUAUUCAUUCAGAACUUAGAUUCAGAUUGAA
This is a messenger RNA of Diospyros lotus (date-plum), 3668 nucleotides long. RefSeq lists its product as uncharacterized. Gene Ontology annotation, biological process: regulation of exocytosis. The transcript is spliced from 24 exons. Gene Ontology annotation, molecular function: myosin II binding; syntaxin binding; GTPase activator activity. Bases 199 to 3360 code for a protein of 1053 amino acids. The record is from RefSeq and is a predicted model, not a curated record. Lineage: Eukaryota; Viridiplantae; Streptophyta; Magnoliopsida; Ericales; Ebenaceae. Gene Ontology annotation, cellular component: cytoplasm; plasma membrane.